Coregonus clupeaformis (lake whitefish) is the source of this 3211-nucleotide messenger RNA. RefSeq names its product phosphatidylinositol 4-phosphate 5-kinase type-1 beta. NCBI's taxonomy places the organism in Eukaryota, Metazoa, Chordata, Actinopteri, Salmoniformes, Salmonidae. The transcript is spliced from 15 exons. The coding region runs from base 339 to 1940 and encodes 533 amino acids. Gene Ontology annotation, molecular function: phosphatidylinositol kinase activity. The record is from RefSeq and is a predicted model, not a curated record. Gene Ontology annotation, biological process: phosphatidylinositol metabolic process.
CACUGAAUGCCUGGUUAUGCCGAGGCAGAGAAUGAGACCUGUGUAACCAAGCCUACUCCUCUCUCAGUCAGUAGGCUACAGCAUAAACUACGUUAAACAGGGAUCCGCACUCACAAUUGCUCUCUCGUAAAUAUUGCCUACCCGGGACUGGAAUACUCCCUUUAGUCCCACGGAAAGACAAGAUCAACUUCAAUCAAUCGGGUCUACUUCGUUUCACAAACGAGGACGAACAGCUGAGGGUCUCUGUGGAUUGAAAUACCCCCAUGACUGGAGGGCCUGAUGACUAAGAGAUGUGGUCGUGAUCUCAGUUCCACUGGCAGAGCUUUUCAUUAAGCAAGAUGUCAACGACCACAGAAAAUGGAGUGGGAGGGUCUCGGAACACAAGCGGAGAGAAAACAUACAAGAAGACCACGUCGUCAGCCCUGAAGGGGGCUAUCCAGUUGGGCAUCGGCUACACGGUGGGCAACCUGACCUCCAAACCUGACAGAGAUGUUCUCAUGCAGGACUUCUACGUCGUGGAGAGCGUCUUCCUGCCCAGCGAAGGGAGCAACCUAACACCGGCGCACCACUACCCAGACUUUCGCUUCAAAACCUACGCCCCGCUGGCGUUCCGCUACUUCCGAGAGCUCUUCGGGAUCAAACCAGAUGACUACCUGUACUCUAUCUGUAAUGAGCCUCUGAUUGAGCUGUCCAACCCCGGGGCCAGCGGCUCUCUGUUCUACCUUACCAGCGAUGACGAGUUCAUCAUCAAAACUGUCCAGCACAAAGAGGCAGAGUUUCUCCAGAAACUACUCCCAGGUUACUACAUGAACCUGAACCAGAACCCACGCACGCUGUUGCCUAAGUUCUACGGCUUAUACUGCAUCCAGUCUGGAGGCGUCAACAUCCGGCUGGUGGUGAUGAACAACGUGUUGCCGCGCUCCGUCAAGAUGCACUACAAGUACGAUCUGAAGGGCUCAACCUACAAGAGACGUGCCUCCAGGAAGGAGAGGGAGAAGGCCUGUCCCGUCUACAAGGACUUGGACUUCCAGGACAUGCAUGAAGGGCUCUACUUCGACGCUGAAACAUACAAUGCCCUGAUGAAGACCCUACAGAGAGACUGCCGGGUGUUGGAGAGCUUUAAGAUCAUGGACUACAGUCUGCUUCUGGCCGUGCAUGUCCUGGACCAGAGUCCGAAAGAGGGCGGCGAGCCGGGUCAGGCAGUGGGGGACGGCAAGCGGCCCGUGGCCCAGAGGGUCCUCUACUCCACAGCCAUGGAGUCUAUCCAGGGGGACGGCAAGGCUGCCGAGGCCCACACCACAGACGACACGAUGGGUGGAAUUCCUGCCAAAUCACACAAAGAAGAGAAGCUGCUUAUUUUCCUGGGCAUCAUCGACAUCCUGCAGUCCUACAGAUUCAUUAAGAAGUUGGAACACUCAUGGAAAGCCCUGGUCUACGACGGCGACUCUGUCUCGGUGCACCGGCCUGGUUUCUAUGCCAACCGAUUCCUCAAGUUCAUGAGCACUUCGGUGUUCCGGAAGACUCAGACCAUUCGGUUCUCCCCCUCUAAGAGGACUCGUACGUCCAUCCCUGCUCUGAAGUCGUCCUCUCAGGAGAUCCUGUCUUCUCAGAAGGAAGAGAAUGAGGAGGAGAGGAGGGACCGGCUGGGAGGAGCACGCAGUCUGGCCAGUCUAGACGGACAAGUGUUUGGCUCCUACCUGUGUCCUGACCUAGUCCCUGCCACCCCGUCCUCCUACGAGGGCUCCUCCAUGGGAACCAUCUCCUCCUCCUCCAUCUUUGUCAACCUGGAGACCAAGUCUGAAGACAGAGAUGACAUGGCGUCCAGCUCAACAUUCACCCUUGAGGACAGCGCCAUCUGUUUGACAUCAGAGCAGAGCACCAUGGAUGUAGAGGUGGACAUGGACCGGGACAAUGGCUCAGUGCUCGAUGUCUACUUAUGAAAGGGGAGGCUUACAGACUACCUUUUCCACCAUCUUACUUUUGUCAAUCAUCUGACAAUCGCUACACUCCAUUGGACAGGGCUCCAUUGACUCCGACCCCAGCGCUGCUAAAUCCACUCUGCCAAACACAGAGGACUGGGAUGCUCACAGCUGAUGAACUAAAACAAGACACCAAUAAAAUCACAAUGAUGGACAUCCAUUGGAAUUACAUGACAUUCCAUAAUUCAUGUGAUCAAUUUCAGCCCUAACUGAGUGAUGCUUGUUAGAGCAUGUCAGUGAAGUCCCUCAUAUUUUCUUUUUGUAGAAUAUAAUUUGUUUCAUGGCCUAUAAAGUAAUAUAUACAUACAGAAAAAGCAUAUAUAGAAAAUAGAAAUAUACAUUCAUGUUGUUUUCAUUUUCCUGCUGACCAGAAGUUAUUGCACUUGCUUUGUAGUAGCUGGUUGGAUAAUGAACAUUUAGUGACAUCUUGGCCAUUGCAGAAGUGUAACGGUGACAUGGAAAACACAAGGCCAAUAUGGAUGAGCCUGGACUCGUAUUACGCUGUAAAAAGAACAGAUAAUAUAUUCAUUCUGAAACCGCCAAGGCCAACCUCUAAAGACAUUGGCUGGUAUGUUGAAAAUAGCAAACCAGCCAACACCUUGCUAUUCAUUCCAAUCAGACAGGACUAAAGUUAAAGGAGCAGUUUUAAGGCAGCAGGUUAAGUGCUGCUGUUGACCUGAGAAGAGGAGACCCGGUCAGUGUUCUUGGAUCUCCAGCUCCAUGGAGGAGGAAGCACAGAGCAGAAGGAUGGUGAUAUACACUCGCUCACUUUGGAUGUUAGUUAUGAUUACUGUAAGAACUAUUUUUCCUCGAACGUUGUGUUUAGGUGGGUCGCCAAACCUAAACACAGUUUUACAUUAUGCACACCUAUGUAUGUCAUUGCUAAGUACAUGUGCACAGACAAGGACUAUGGUAGAUUUCUUGAUGCACAGAGACUAAUUUUAUAGGGAGGGGUGUCACGACUGAAGAUUUUCUCAGGAUAUCCUUUGAUACUGAAGAAUGAGUGUGUCCUCCGUAUUGCUAACUAACCAGUAGUUCACCUCCAUUUUAGACUGAGAAGAUCUAUAUGACACCUCAAACUCUGAAUUCUGUGAUCACACCUGUCAGUUGAGACCAUAAUUUAUUACAAAUCUCAAAUAUAGUUUGCUGAAGAUAAAUAUUUUAAUCACUGAAUGUAAAGACUGUGUGUUUAUAUAUAGAAGACUCCUAUAAAUAAAUAAAAAUGCAUUCCA